CGCCAUCUAGCUGCCCCAGACAAUACUCUUGUAACAAAUAUUCAUCAUCAAGCAAAACAAAUUCCCCCAUUAGCCAUGUCUAAAAAUGCAUGUUCCAUCCUGCAUCUUGAGUCCAUCCCCUUGCAGUCAGGAGGUGGGGAGCAUCCAUCAUCAUUGGUCCUUUGAAGUGAUAAUUGAUCAUAUCGAUCAGAGUUCUUAAGUUUUUCCAGAAUUGCUUGACUUUACACCAUUGAUGAUGUAGUAUAAUGGUUUUGGUUUUACUUAUUUCACUUGGGAUCAGUUCAUACAAGCCUUCCCAGGUUUCCCUGAAAUUAUCUCUUCAUUUCUUACAGCACAGUAGUAGUCUAUCAUAUUCACAAACUAUUUCUUCAUUCCCCAAUUGAUGGGUACCCUGCCCCUUAUUUUCCCAUACUUUAAGACUUCAAAAAGAGCUGCUAUAAAUAUUGGUGUAUAUGUGGGUCGUUUUUCCUCUUUCCUAGAUCUCUGGAAUAUAGGCCUGUUGGAAUUAUUACUAGAUCAAAGGUCAUGUGCAAUUUAGUGACUUCAUGCUUCGUUCCAAAUUACUGCCUCCCUCUUUUUUGGUGAGGUCAGGGUUUGCUGGCUUCAGAACGAACUCUAGAUGUUUUUUUUUAAAUCUUUGUUUGUGAGAGGGUUGGCCAGAGAGAGGAAUAUAUCUGAAAGACAACUGAUAGAAAAACAACGUGACUUUUAAAAUAUCCUUAAAAAUAGAAAGAACCCCUAAAAUUAAGGGUAGAGGAGAGGGCAGUAUUGAGUAAUGGAUAGAGUAUUGAACUUAAGCAUGGGACACCUGGCUUCAAAUCCUGUGACCUGGAGCAAGUCACUUAACUGCCCUUUGUCUGAGUUUCCUCAUCUGUAUAAUGGGUCUAAUGCCUGUAUUAAUAUCAUCCCCCGGUUAUUGGUGAGGCUGGAAUGAAAUAAUGUAUGUAAAGUGAUUUAAAGGACUAUAGCAAUGGUAGUUAUUGUUAGUCAAAUCCUCUUUAGCUCUUUGGUCUUAGAGGCUGAGCAGUUGCUUCUGCCCCCUCUUUUCUGAGACCUGGGGGAAGGAAGGAGGACUGGAAGCAGGAAGGGACUAGGAUGAAGCCUAUGACUCAGCAGACAUCAUGUCUCAAAGACAGCUGAUAUGAGUCCAGCCUGUGACCUGGAGCUGGGAGGGCAGGGCCCUUGCCCUCCUCCCAACCCCUUCCCAUAUGGCAGAAGAAAACUAGAGGCAGGGAUGAAGAAGGGUCCCCCUGACCUACCCCAGACCACCCCAGAUUCUCCCAGAGCUGCUGGGGAGGAGAGGUGGGCCCUAACCCCUCCCCCAGGCCACCCUACCCUCCUUCCCUCCUUCUCUGGGGCUAGGGGGGAAGGGAAGUAGCAAGAAGGGGAAGUUGCCCGUCCCCAUUUGUUUCAGGCUGCUGUCUGAGCAUUGGGCUCUGGCCCCUCAGCCAUGGACACCCAAGAGACACCUCUGAAGGAUGGUCUUCUCUACCAGCAACAUGUGAAGUUUGGCAAGAAAUCUUGGCGGAAGGUAUGGGCCUUCCUUUAUGCUGAUGGGCCUUCAGGGGUGGCCCGACUGGAAAGCUGGGAUGUGAGAGAUGGUGGGGCCGGACCAGCAGGGGACAAACCCACGGGACGUCGGGGAGUGAUCCGGCUGGCUGACUGUGUGUCUGUGCUCCCGGCUGAUGGGGAGAGUUGCCCCCGGGACACCACUGCUUUCCUGCUCACCACCACCGAACGCAGCCACAUGCUGGCCGCCCAGCAUCGGCACACAUGGAUGGCUCACAUCUGUCAUCUGGCAUUUCCGAGUGUGAAUGGCAGCACCUCAGGACCUGGGGAGUUUGGACCUGCCACGCCUGGCCUGGUCCCCAUGGAGGAAAAUUCCAUCUAUUCAUCCUGGCAGGAAAUGGGUGAGUUCUCGGUAGUGGUCCAGAAGACUGAGGCAGCCACUCGCUGUCAGCUGAAAGGACCUUACCUGCUGGUUACUGGCCAGGAUGCCAUCUACCUGAGCGAGCCCACUGCCCCGAAGCCCCUCUAUGUAUGGCCCUACCACUUCCUGCGCAAGUUUGGCCAUGACAAGGGUGUCUUCUCUUUUGAGGCCGGCCGGCGCUGUGACUCUGGUGAGGGCCUCUUUGCCUUUAGCUGCUCCCGGGCUUCGGAGCUCUGUGGUGCUGUGGGGGCAGCCAUUGCUCGACAGAGAGAGCUGCCUGGAGCUGUUGCUUCCCGGCCCUACCCCUUGGCCCGGGCCUCCUCCCUGCCCUCCUUGGAGCCCAUGGGAGAGCUGCGGGAGGCUCCUCUCGGGCUAGAGGCCUGGGGUGGACCACCGUCGAAUGGAAAGGCCCGGCUGGUCCUAGAGGUGGGACCCCAGAGCCUGCCCCCCUGCCUGGGGACUUCCAUGACAGAUGGGCCCUCUUUGGCUGGCCCUUCAGGCUUUGCACUGUAUGCUUCUGUCUCUAAGUGGUCCAGCAGCACUUCCCGCACUGCUCCUGAGCCAGCUGCGGCUCCGGCUCCAGCUCUGGCUCUGGCUCCGGCUCCGGCUCCCAUACCCCUGGCUGAGCACCUCUAUGAAAACCUGUGCAACUUGGAGGAUGGUUCCAGCGCCGAGACGAGUGGGGAGAGCCUGUUGCAGGCUUCCCAUGGUGGCCAGAAGGACUACCACAUCUACGACAAUAAUGAGGGUCUGAGCUGGCCCGGCCCCCAGACCACCAUGGAUAGCAGCCUGGAGGCCCAGUACCGCCGGCUGCUCGAGUUGGACCUGAAUGAGGAAGGUGCCGAGGAUGUGGAGGACAAUGGGCCAGGGCGUCUCUUGGGUCACACAGGCUUCAAGGCCAAGCUUGUGACCCUCCUGAGCAGGGAGCGAAAGAAGGGCCCAGCUCCGAGGAACCAGGGCCUAGGGCCGGCAGAGGGCCAGGCCUGAGAGAGCACCCUGAACCCAGGCUGGGCCCCAGCCUCCCUACUCUGUGCAGCAUCCCUUCCCCAUUCCAAUUAUGUACAGUGUACAGCAGUUUCUUAAUAAAGGCCUGUUAGCCCCUACCUCAGGCUACUGCCCCUGUGUAGCCCCAGAGGGUCCCCUCCAUUCCACUCCUUGGCUUCUUGUUCUGGGCAUCCCACCCCCAGUCCCCCAAACCUCCCUUUGGC
Dromiciops gliroides (monito del monte) is the source of this 3138-nucleotide messenger RNA. RefSeq names its product docking protein 3 (gene DOK3). The coding region runs from base 1451 to 2917 and encodes 488 amino acids. Gene Ontology annotation, cellular component: cytoplasm. The record is from RefSeq and is a predicted model, not a curated record. The transcript has 5 exons. NCBI's taxonomy places the organism in Eukaryota, Metazoa, Chordata, Mammalia, Microbiotheria, Microbiotheriidae. Gene Ontology annotation, biological process: cell surface receptor protein tyrosine kinase signaling pathway; positive regulation of MAPK cascade.